AGCCCCGGAAGCUGGUCUCGGCCUCCUUGGAGGCUGCCUGGGCCUCCUGGCGGGCCUCACCGGCCAACAUCCAGCGUCCCUUUAGGGCAGCAGAUGACGGAGGACUUCGCCAAAGUGAACAGCCUCAAGAGAGUGCCGGCCCUGAAGGACGGAGACUUCGCCUUGGCCGAGGGCGUGGCCAUCUUGCACUACCUGAGCCAGAAGUACAAGACCCCGGCUCACUGGUACCCUCCGGAGCUGCAGGCCCGAGCCCGGGUGGACGAGUACCUCUCCUGGCACAGCGACUCCGUCCGAGGCACCUUUGGCACGAUGCUGUGGAUCCGGGUGCUGGGCCCUCUCAUCGAUGUCCAGAUCCCCAAGGAGAAGGUGGACAAGAAUAUGGCCGCCGUCGUCCAAUCCCUGCAGCAUCUGGAGCAGAAGUUCCUGCAGGACAAGCCCUUCCUCACGGGGGACAAGAUCUCCUUUGCCGAUUUGAUGGCCUUGGAGGAGCUGGUUCAGGUAUGGGGGAGAGACUCUGCCCCAGCGUUGGAGGGGGGCAAGGUGGGAAGCCAGGGGGGCUGCCCAGGGCCAGAGCUGAGCAGGUCCCCCCUGAUACUCAGCAUCCUCAGCCUGGCUCUUUCAGGGGUCGCGGCACCCUGGAGCCAGGCGGGGCCAGAACGAGCCUCUCCCUGGACAGAUGGGGGGUGAGACCCCAGGAGGUGCUCAUGAAGGAUCUGUUGUGCGGCCGGCCCCGUGCCAAGGGCCAGGGCUACAAAGAGGACAAAGCCAUCGUCUUUGCUCUCCACUGUGGAGCAGACGGUCUACACAUAAGCAGUUACCUACCUGGUAUCUACAGAGUAAAUGGGGGGGAGGCAUUCGAAGUGGGGGGAAGGACCCAGAAAGGCUUCCUCCUGCAGGUGAGGUUUGGGAAAAAGCCAGAAAGCAGAGGUGCGGCGGGAGAGGCUUCCAGGAAUGAGGGGAGACCAGGGAAAAGGCGCAGAGUUGGGUGGGAGGAACAGCAAGAUGAGAUGGAAAGAGCGUGCCGAGGUCCCUGCCUCUCCCCAGCCCGAGCCCCGCUCUUCUUCCCCUUCCUCUCCUGGAGGACCCGAAGGAGGUGUUAGGCCUUUGUAUCCGCUUCAACUCUCACUGGCUGCGUCACCCCACAUUUAUAGGGACCAGGAACUAGGACUCGAAUUCCAUCUAACCACAGAACAUCGAUCCCUUUUUACAAAGGGAUUCUCAGUUCAGAGAGAAGGAAGUUGGUCCAACUAUUUCCAUACCCCAAUACC
Gracilinanus agilis (Agile Gracile Mouse Opossum) is the source of this 1268-nucleotide messenger RNA. RefSeq names its product glutathione S-transferase theta-2-like. NCBI's taxonomy places the organism in Eukaryota, Metazoa, Chordata, Mammalia, Didelphimorphia, Didelphidae. The record is from RefSeq and is a predicted model, not a curated record. Gene Ontology annotation, cellular component: cytoplasm. The transcript is spliced from 3 exons. The annotation marks the transcript as partial. Gene Ontology annotation, biological process: glutathione metabolic process. Gene Ontology annotation, molecular function: glutathione transferase activity.